This is a messenger RNA of Trichobilharzia szidati, 2245 nucleotides long. The record is from the annotation of a GenBank genome assembly. NCBI's taxonomy places the organism in Eukaryota, Metazoa, Platyhelminthes, Trematoda, Strigeidida, Schistosomatidae.
GUUUUCGAUAUUCGGUCAAAAAGCAACUGGGAAAAGCGUAGAGUAAGAGAGCAAUCUCAUUUUAAGGAUAAUUUCCCCAUGCAUGCAUGCAUGAAUCAAUCAAUAAUUUAUUCUCCUUUUCUAAACUAAACUAUGGGAACAAUAAUGGUGUUUUAAUCAGAUGACAGUGUCUGUACUGGAUUAUUUUUUUUUCAGUGAUUCUGCUGACUGCCUACUUGAAUAUUGGAUUCUUUGGGGGAAUAAUUUUAUGCACUCACAGAAAUAUCUGCAUUAUAAUAUACGCAAGUCAAAGUGAAUUCUCUCAAAAAAUAUGACGGAUGGAUUGUCAAUUAUGAAGACAACAGAAGAUUCUAGUGGCACUGGUACUAAGUUGGAUUCAUCAGUAGACGGUACUACUGUCGACAGUAAUCCAGUUCCUAGUUUGAAAAGAAAUGCCAGUCAAAUAGAAUCUUUUGAAGAAGAUACUGAUCCUGAAUAUGCUAGAAAAGUAAUGCUGCUGGGACCAGAGGUUUCAGAAGGUGAAUUAAAUGAUGAAUCAGCCAUACCUAAGACAGUACAGAAUGCCUCUUUUGAAUCCUCGAUAUCAUCUCCAGCUUCAGUUUUGAGUACAACAGUCAAAACAGUAGUGGUAUCCAGUACAAUAAAUUCAUGUGAUACCUCAAAACCAACUACUACAAUUACUGAUACUUCUGUAAACCUCCAAAAUUCCCAUGAAUCAUCUUCAACGCAUCCUGGACAUCAACAAAGACAACAACAACAAAAGCAGCAAACAGAAAAAGGAUCAGUUAAUAAUACAUCUACUGGGAGUAGUCCUCGUAGAUUGCAUGUUUCCAAUAUUCCUUUUCGAUUCCGCGAAGCUGAUUUACGAUCUCUAUUGGGUCCUUAUGGUCCAAUACUGGAUGUGGAAAUUAUUUUCAACGAAAGAGGAUCUAAAGGUUUUGGUUUCGUUACAUUCAUGAAUGCAGCUGAUGCAGAAAAAGCCCGCGAAAAUCUUAACGGUCAUGUUGUUAUGGGCAGAAAGAUAGAGGUGAAUCAUGCGACUACACGAGUACUAACAAAGAAACGAAAUGACACAGUGUCAACUGGUAGUGCCGGCGGAAAUAAAGUUCAUCCCUUUAGUAAUCAAAACAUGGUGCUGAACUCUGGUCCUAAUGGGACUGGUACACUUGUCUCCAGAUCAAGACAAACUGGAACAACAUCAGGAAAUAGCAGUAAUAUUGUCGCUGCAGCAAUAUCAGCCGCUGCAGCUGCAGCUGCAAUGUCAGGUGCUGGAGUUGUCAAUAGUCCACUGAAUGGUUUACAUCAUUUUUCAGGCAUACAUUCAAAUAGCUAUCCAGGAAACAAUUUACUUUUUGGUCAAAAUAAUAUGGUAUCUCUAGGGAAUUCAAUCAGUACAUCUGUAGCAGCACUGUCUUCAUCGUCGACACCAACAGUUGCAAAUAUAGCCAGUUUUCUGAAAGCUCAACAGCAACAGCAACAUCAACAGCAGCAGCAGCAACAACAACAAAGUUUAGUAGGAGCUGCUACGACUGCUGCUGCCUUACAACAACAACAACAGCAACACAACCCAUUGUGCAAUACAAAUGAUCCAAAUGCUCAAGCUAUUCUUGCCGCAUUAACACUUCAAAAUUUCAAUGUUUCUAAUCCAUUAAUUACAUCCCAGCUAUUAAAACAACCUUUAAGUGGUCUUUCAUUCCCAUUGGAUAAUGUGAUUUCAAAUCUCCCGCUACAAACACAAACUCAUUCACAUCAACAGCAGCAACAACAACAACAACAGCAAACACAAUCAAGUCUAUUCAAUAAUAAUAAUAACAAUAAUAAUAAUAAUAUGAGUACUACUGGUACCACUAAUCUAAUGAAUACAAGUAAUAAUGGUAUUAAUCCAUUUGCUUUAAAUGCUGCCGCUGCCCUUGCUGCUGCUGCUACCAAUCCAAAUAUUGGCACUGAUUUACUACUGAAUUCACAACCGGGUAGAGCUUAUCAGCUGUUGAAACCAACCUUUGCAAAUCUAAAUCCACUGGGAUCAAAUAAUCUUACUUCGCUUAACACCCCACUUGUCGGUUCAAAUUUAAAUCUUUCAUCUGCUGCUCAACUUGGUCUACCAUUAAUGAAUAACACGAAUGCACAAAAUCUGAAUCUUCUCACAGCAGCAUCAUCACAGCGGCAGCAGGAGCAUCAACAUCAUCUUCAUCACCAUCAACAUCUAUUGCAUCGUCUAUUCCAGCAGCUACAAAUUUUGAUUUGA